UUUCCCAGACCCAUCCUAAUGCCAGCAAACUGCCUUUAAAGGAUUCUUUCACUUAUGACGACUACAGAUGGGCGGUUUCCUCUGUUAUGACACGGCAGAACCAGAUUCCGACAGAAGAUGGUUCCAGAGUUACCUUGGCUCUAAUACCUUUAUGGGACAUGUGUAAUCAUACUAAUGGACUGAUCACUACAGGCUACAAUUUAGAAGAUGACCGGUGUGAAUGUGUAGCACUUCAAGAUUUCAAGGCUGGAGAACAGAUUUACAUUUUUUAUGGCACUCGGUCAAACGCUGAAUUUGUGAUCCACAGUGGUUUUUUCUUUGAUAAUAAUUCACAUGACAGAGUGAAAAUAAAGCUUGGCGUGAGUAAAAGUGACAGGCUGUAUGCUAUGAAGGCAGAGGUCUUAGCUCGUGCUGGUAUCCCAACUUCCAGUGUUUUUGCCUUGCACUCCACUGAGCCUCCAAUCUCUGCCCAGCUUUUGGCUUUCCUUCGAGUGUUUUGCAUGAGUGAAGAAGAGCUGAAGGAACACCUAAUAGGCGAGCAUGCCAUUGACAAAAUCUUCACUCUGGGGAACUCUGAGUUUCCCAUUAGCUGGGACAAUGAAGUUAAACUUUGGACAUUCCUAGAAGCCAGAGCAUCCCUUCUUUUGAAAACCUAUAAAACAACUGUGGAGGAGGAUAAGUCCUUCUUGGAGACCAAUGACCUUACUUCACAUGCCAUAAUGGCUAUCAAAUUGCGCUUAGGUGAAAAAGAGAUAUUGGAGAAAGCAGUAAAGAGUGCAGCUGCUAGCAGAGAGUAUUAUAGCAAACAAAUGGCAGAUGGAGCUCCGCUUCCUAAAUAUGAAGAGAGCAAUAUUGCCUUGUUGGAGAACACUGUGGCAGACUCUAGACUCCCUAUUGUCUUGAGAAACCUAGAAGAUGUGGAGGAGCAAGGGGACUUAAAGAUUGAUGAAGCUAUUGAUGCUGAAGUCACAGAGAAUGGGUUUGUAAAUGGUGAAAACUCUCUAUUUAAUGGGACCAAAUCAGAAAGUGAAAAUCUAAAUAAAGAGAAAAGCAACAGAGAGACUGAAGAUGCCAAAGAAUCUUCUUCAGAAAGUACUGAUGAGGUUAAAGAAUAGUCCUAAAAUUUUUCUUUCUUGUGAAAUUAAAUUAGCUGAAGUUUAUGAACAGUGCAUUUAUGUUGGUGUGUUUCUUUGUUAACAUUUCUCUUUCUGCAGAGAAAAAUGUUUUUGCUGCUUUAUAUAAAAAUGAAUUUUUAAGUUAUUUAAAAGAUUUAGCAUCUCUUUUCAAUUAAGAUUGCCAUCUUGCUUUCAGGCAAAAACUGGGGAAAGAGGUGCCUUUGGAAGAUUUUGCAGCCUUUUGUUGAACCAAAUGUAUUUUCUUCCUGGGGAAGAAUUAAGCUCUUCUAUCUGCUGUGCUUUUGCUGUUCUGUCACUCUGACUACCGAAAUUAAAAGCUUGCUCUGCCUCCUGCCAAGAAAAGCAGAAGGCAGGACUGACUCGGUAUUCAGCAUGAAGGUGGGAGAGCAGUACAGCAGAAAGCUGGAUAAGAGGAUCAGAAACUUGGGAGACUGGAGGAAAACCUGUUUAAAAUCAGGUAUGCCAGUCCAGAAAAAGGUAAGGUGGCAACCUUAUGAUUGAUAGUUUUAAAUGUUGAUGAGAAUCCAAAUUGUAUACACUUAAAGUGAUCUCUGAAGAUUUCAGUUUACUUUGUCUUUUGUUUACUGUAUGAAAAUAUCUCAUCUUUCUUCUUUAGUCAGAGUUAGGCUGCUACAAUACAACAUUCACCAACUUUUAAAGGCUGACUUCUUUUUAUUUCCAGGCGGUACCUUUUAUUUACAAGGUUGGCAGUGCUACUCAAGAGUUUGAAAGCAGAUAGGCCAAGCCACAGCUUUAAACUUUACUGUUCAAAGUGAGGUCGCUUCCCAGCUUCUUCAGGUUUUCACAACUAGCUAGAGAUUUUCAAAGCUACACUUUUGACUAAACCAUUAUUAAAAGGAAAAUAU
This is a messenger RNA of Cariama cristata (Red-legged seriema), 2002 nucleotides long. RefSeq names its product histone-lysine N-methyltransferase setd3. Gene Ontology annotation, molecular function: histone H3K4 methyltransferase activity; protein-L-histidine N-tele-methyltransferase activity; histone H3K36 methyltransferase activity. Gene Ontology annotation, biological process: peptidyl-lysine monomethylation; peptidyl-lysine trimethylation; actin modification. The coding region runs from base 87 to 1115 and encodes 342 amino acids. The transcript is spliced from 7 exons. The record is from RefSeq and is a predicted model, not a curated record. NCBI's taxonomy places the organism in Eukaryota, Metazoa, Chordata, Aves, Cariamiformes, Cariamidae.